Drosophila hydei is the source of this 2231-nucleotide messenger RNA. It is a transcript of the gene snky, whose product is annotated as protein sneaky. Gene Ontology annotation, cellular component: membrane. The transcript is spliced from 3 exons. The record is from RefSeq and is a predicted model, not a curated record. Lineage: Eukaryota; Metazoa; Arthropoda; Insecta; Diptera; Drosophilidae. Bases 1 to 2130 code for a protein of 709 amino acids.
AUGUUCUUCAUAUCGAAGCUGGUUGAGAAAUUCGUUGCUUGGGCCGGAAAGCCCAUUUACUGCUUGCUCUAUGGACGCGAUAAUGUGGACUCCUGGUGGUUGCGGCCCGUGCGUUAUCUCCUCAAUUUCCUGACGGGCAUCGUCUUGGGCUAUUUGCUGUGGCUACUGCUUGGCUUUGGCGCUAAUUUCGGUAAAUUAUUGACAAGCUUCAUGUCGCACGGAAUGGUACUGUUGGUAUUCAUCAUGUGCUGCGGACUCUUCUAUAUGCUAAGUCGCAAUAUGCGUGUGUUAAUAUUGUUGAUGUUUGUCAGCCUGCUCGGCAAGGCGGGUCAGAGCUAUCUCCGAGCGGUGGCCUUCGCCUUUGUCAUUGCGGGGCCCAUUGCCAAUCUGGUGAAGAAUGCGGACGAGGUGGCUCGUGUGUUCGCCUGCACCACAUUACUCACCUACAAUCUGACCAAGACGCGCUUCGAUCUGAUGGCCAAGCCUUUUACCAAUACGCUGCAAACCAUGAGGGAAGACUUGGACGAGAUACAAGGCAAUUUCAGGGAGUUGCAGACUAUUCUAGACGAUCUCAAAUACGGCGUGGAAAAUACAAAUAUUGAGGAUGACAAAUUUGGCCAAAAGAAAGAGCGAAGAGCUGCCAAUGCCAGCGAAUCAACUGUUAGCAAUUCCAGCUCUCAGCUGCCCAAAGCUUCGGACGUGCAGGCGAAAUUUGUGCGCAACAUGCGAAAUCGCUGCAAGCAUCAGCUGCGCAGUGGACAUCACGUUUGCCAGGAAAUAUUCCUGAAGGGCUAUCGCAAGUGCACUGCCAAUUUCCCUGACUGGCUAGCCGCAGUCUUAUGUUGGCCCUAUCGUGUCGAUGUCAUAUGUAAAAUGAAUAUGUUUGGCAAUCCGGACAAGGUGUGCGAUGCCUCAAAGGUUGUGCCGCCCGCAUUUGGCGAGACCUACGUAAAGCUGUUGGUCACUGAGCAGGAGCUGUACGACAAUAACUCUAAUAUUGAGAUAACCUAUCAGCUGCACAACAUAACGACAUCAGAGCAGCUGCUCAGCGCCAAAGAGACAUCCGAGCAGUUUAUGAAUGAGUUCGAUCAGAAGAAACGCAGCUUUCAGACCGUCAUGUGGAUAGUUGAGAAAUUUAUGUACUUGUUCGUUCUGAUCGUCAUAUACACGUCGAUUAAAUACCAAUAUCUGUACUGUACGGACUUGGAGUACGACAAUGUCUACAUAACGGACUACUUCAAGCAUGUGGAUGAGCGUCGCAAGCGCGAAAGGAAACGUUCUGUACUGCCCUUACGCAGCCAUGAGCAGCCCAUGUUUGCGGGCUCAUCGAGAAGGGGCGUGGCUCGGUCUAUGAGUAUUUUCAACUUCCUGCACUUGUCACUGGAAAUAGUGACAGCGGGUAUAUUCCUUGUGCUCGAUCAUUUGGUCGUUAGUCUGCUGCAGAUAAUACAUCGGCGAUCGCUGAUCACCUAUCGCCAGCAGGGCGAGCACGAGGUGCGCUUUCGAAUCAAUGGCACUGGGCUAAUGGCUCGUCUGCUGCGCACCACAAUGAAAAACUUCAACAUACACGAGCACGUCUCCACGUCCCUGAGCAACGAGGAGUGCCUGCCCGUGGCUCAGGUGCUGCCCAAAAGAUUUUACAUCGAACUGCUGCUAAUUUACCUAAUGAUCGUAGUGCUGAUCUAUGGCAGUGCCGAUCUGCUCCAUUUGCGUCGCACCAUCUGCAGCUUUUUCUACUACAAGCACGAAAAGAAGCGCAUUCUCUACCUGUACACAACAUUUCUGCGCUCUCGCCUCGACAACAGGGAGACACUCCUUAAGCUGGCCGAAGACAACUUAGCCCGGCGGCACAUACAGGGCAAAAUAAAUAUAUUUUUCAUAUUGCGCUUCAAGUUUCCGAAACACUUUGGCUGGCUGGAACGCUACAGUUGCGCCAAGCGCAAAUGCCUCAUCUGCAGUACGCUGGAGAACAACGAAUUCGUCCUCUGCCCCACCUGCUCUGCGCCCUAUUGCAAAUUGUGCUGUCGCGAGCUGAAAACCAUGUGCAUCUACUGUGGCAAUUUAAUAUCCGCAGAGGCUGAUAAUGCUGCCACCCUCGCGGCCAACCAGACCAAUCGCAAGGAAAAGUAGCUCACAAGAUAAGCAAGUAUCUUAGGAAAAGUGGCAGAUAAAGCGAAGAUAUAGAAGAAAUGUGUGCAGAAAACAGAUGUCCUAGCUACAGCAUUAUAUAU